Molecule: messenger RNA, 765 nt
Organism: Raphanus sativus (radish)
Lineage: Eukaryota; Viridiplantae; Streptophyta; Magnoliopsida; Brassicales; Brassicaceae
Product: auxin-responsive protein SAUR77-like
Exons: 1
Coding region: 92-493 (133 amino acids)
Biological process (GO): response to auxin
Source: RefSeq, a predicted model, not a curated record
CUUAUUUUGUUUGUUUUAAAAACCUCCAAUAUAUUUUUUUGUUGGUAAUCACCUCCAACAUUUCUCAAAACCUAAGGUUUAUACUUUACUAAUGGCUAAAAUCGGGAAGCUAACAAGGCUCAAGUCGAUCAUAAAGAAAUGGCCUUCAUUCACCAAGAACCACCACUCAACCACCGAAUCCACCUCCUCGGCGGCCACCACCAAGGUCUCAAACUGCGACGAUCUUCAACUGGUCUACGUCGGGAAGUCUCGGAGACCUUACAUGCUUAGUUCCCACGUCAUCAACCAUCCGCUUGUCCAAGAACUACUUGAUCGAUCAUCGAGAUUCAUCGAAGAACGCCAUGAUCAGAAAACAGUCGUAGUAGCUUGUGAAGUCGUAAUGUUCGAGCACUUAUUAUGGAUUCUCGGAGACAGUUGCUCCGAUCAUGACGAUGAUGAUGAUGAUCGCAAAAUAGGAUCCGUCCAGGAGUUAGCUGAGUUCUACACUUAUUGACGGCGAUAUUAAUUAUACUUAUUUUUCUUAAUAUAUAGUAUUUUAUUUGAUCCUACAUGCUCCAUUGCGAUCCCCAAAACAUUUACUUCGCUUUUGUUUUCUAAUCAUUCAGAGGAAAUCUUCCCUAAUCAUACUAUAAACUCUAAUUCAAUCAGUAAUAAAAUUUUAUGUUUUAAUAACCUUUUGCUGCCUUUUAUAUACAUAUACGUCGUACUAUAUAUAUUUGCAUGUGUUCUUUAGUUUCAAAAUAACACAAUGCGCCGCCACAUGAC